GGUUGGGCGGCAGCGGCCCGGAGCUACUGGCGAGAACUGCUCGGACCCCUGUCUUUGAGGCUGUAGUCGGCGGCCACAGACCGACGGGAGAUUACUUCUGUAACUGGGUCACCAAUUAGUUGUACAAAACAUAAUGUCUCGAUCUCGACAACCCCCUCUGGUGACAGGCAUUUCUCCAAAUGAAGGAAUACCAUGGACAAAGGUCACCAUUAGAGGAGAAAACCUGGGGACUGGCCCCACUGACCUUAUCGGAUUGACAAUUUGUGGACAUAAUUGCCUUUUGACGGCUGAAUGGAUGUCUGCGAGUAAAAUAGUAUGUCGAGUGGGACAAGCCAAAAACGAUAAAGGGGACAUUAUUGUCACAACCAAAUCGGGUGGCAAAGGAACCUCAACAGUUUCUUUCAAGCUAUUAAAACCUGAAAAAAUAGGCAUUUUGGAUCAGUCUGCUGUGUGGGUCGAUGAAAUGAAUUAUUAUGAUAUGCGUACUGACAGGAAUAAAGGAAUUCCUCCAUUGUCCCUCCGUCCUGCAAAUCCUCUUGGCAUUGAAAUUGAAAAAAGUAAAUUUCCUCAGAAGGACUUAGAAAUGCUGUUCCAUGGAAUGAGUGCUGAUUUUACAAGUGAGAAUUUUUCAGCUGCCUGGUACCUUAUAGAGAACCACUCAACUACCAGCUUUGAACAGCUCAAAACAGCAGUCACCACCCUCAAAAGGCAGGCCAACAAGAAGAGCGAGGGCAGUCUGGCAUAUGUGAAAGGGGGUCUCAGUACAUUCUUUGAAGCACAGGAUGCCCUCUCAGCCAUCCAUCAAAAAUUAGAGGCUGAUGGAACGGAAAAAGUAGAAGGAUCCAUGACGCAGAAACUGGAGAAUGUUCUGAACAGAGCAAGUAAUACUGCGGACACGUUAUUUCAAGAAGUAUUAGGUCGAAAGGACAAGGCAGAUUCUACUAGGAAUGCACUCAAUGUACUUCAGCGAUUUAAGUUUCUCUUCAAUCUUCCUCUGAAUAUUGAAAGGAAUAUUCAAAAGGGUGACUAUGAUGUGGUUAUUAAUGAUUAUGAAAAGGCCAAGUCACUCUUUGGGAAAACGGAGGUGCAAGUUUUCAAGAAAUAUUAUGCUGAAGUAGAAACACGAAUAGAAGCUUUACAAGAAUUACUUCUGGAUAAAUUGCUUGAGACACCAUCAACCUUACAUGACCAAAAACGCUAUAUAAGGUAUCUGUCUGACCUUCAUGCUCCUGGUGACCCUGCCUGGCAAUGCAUUGGAGCCCAGCACAAGUGGAUCCUUCAGCUCAUGCACAACUGCAAGGAAGGCUAUGUGAAAGACCUGAAAGGUAACCCUGGCCUGCACAGUCCCAUGCUGGAUUUUGAUAAUGAUGUGCGACCUUCUGUGUUGGGCCACCUCAGUCAGACAGCAUCACUAAAGAGAGGCAGCAGCUUUCAGUCUGGUCGAGAUGACACAUGGAGAUAUAAAACUCCCUACAGAGUGGCAUUUGUUGAAAAAUUAACCAAGCUUGUUUUAAGUCAGCUGCCUAACUUCUGGAAACUCUGGAUUUCCUAUGUUAAUGGAAGCCUUUUCAGUGAGACUGCCGAGAAGUCAGGCCAAGUUGAAAGAUCAAAGAAUGUAAGACAAAGACAAAAUGAUUUCAAGAAAAUGAUUCAGGAAGUAAUGCAUUCUCUUGUGAAGUUGAUCCGUGGAGCUUUGCUCCCACUCAGCAUCCGAGAGGGAGAAAUGAGGCAGUAUGGAGGCUGGGAGGUGAAGUCUGAGCUCUCUGGGCAAUGGCUUGCUCAUGUCAUCCAGACCAUAAGGCUUACUUAUGAAUCAUUGACUGCCCUCGAAAUUCCGAAUGAUAUGUUGCAGACUAUCCAGGAUCUUAUUUUGGAUCUCCGUGUACGUUGUGUAAUGGUCACAUUACAACACACAGCAGAAGAAAUAAAGAGAUUAGCUGAAAAGGAGGACUGGAUUGUUGAUAAUGAAGGAUUGACUUCUCUACCAUGUCAGUUUGAACAGUGCAUUGUGCACUCCCUGCAGUCCCUGAAGGUUGUUCUCGAGUGCAAGCCUGGGGAAGCCAGUGUCUUUCAACAACCUAAAACACAGGAGGAGGUUUGCCAGUUAAGCAUCAAUAUCAUGCAGGUUUUUAUAUACUGUUUGGAACAAUUGAGCACCAAGCCUGAUGCUGAUAUAGAUACUACACAUCUUUCUGUAGAUGUUUCUUCUCCUGAUUUGUUUGGAAGUAUUCAUGAAGACUUCAGUUUGACUUCUGAGCAGCGACUUUUGAUUGUCCUGAGUAAUUGCCGCCAUCUAGAACGUCGUACUUUCUUAAAUAUAACAGAACAUUUUGAAAAGCACAACUUCCAGGGAAUAGAAAAAAUAACACAGGUUAGCAUGGCCUCACUGAAAGAACUAGACCAAAGACUCUUUGAAAAUUACAUUGAGCUGAAAGCAGAUCCAAUCGUUGGCUCCUUGGAACCUGGAAUUUAUGCAGGCUAUUUUGACUGGAAAGAUUGCCUACCUCCAACAGGUGUCAGAAACUAUUUAAAAGAAGCUUUGGUGAAUAUAAUUGCUGUGCAUGCAGAGGUGUUUACUAUUUCCAAAGAAUUGGUGCCUCGGGUACUGUCCAAGGUGGUAGAAGCAGUUUCUGAAGAGCUAAGUCGACUGAUGCAGUGUGUUUCCUCCUUCAGCAAAAAUGGAGCACUGCAGGCAAGACUUGAGAUCUGUGCUUUGAGGGAUACUGUGGCCAUUUACCUGACACCUGAAAGCAAGUCUAGUUUUAAACAGGCCCUGGAAGCCCUGCCUCAGCUUGCAAGUGGAGCAGAUAAGAAGUUACUGGAAGAGCUGCUGAACAAGUUCAAGAGCAGUAUGCACUUGCAGCUUACCUGUUUCCAAGCUACUUCUUCAACCAUGAUGAAAACAUAAAUACCUGCAAAAGAAGGGCAGUCCAGAAAGAUAACAUGUAAUAAGAAUAUUCACUUUCUAAGUGCCCUAAAGGUAUUAGGUGUAUAGAGCACUGCGUUUGCAAUUUCUCUGUACACCUCCCCCCACACCUCAGAAGCUUAGAAAUUAAUGUAUGUUUUUUUUCAACCAAAAUGACAGUAUUUGAAAAACCCAAGCAGUAAUUUUUUUGUGUGCCCUUUUGUUGUUGUUGUUAAUAAGGUUCUAUAUGACUGUUUGACAUACUUUGUUUUUAUUUUUAUUUUAUUUUAUUUUUGCCUCAGCUAAAUGUUGCCUGGUGAGUGUUGUGGGAGGAACAGCUUAUUUAGGGAAUGUUUUGAGAUGGCACAUGGUAUGUCUGAAAGCAUUUCUAUAUGUAUCAUUUAAUACACUUUUAAUGUCAGCAGUUUAUAAGAUCCAUGAAGAGAUUGAUAAGAAAUUUGAAAGUUAUAUUUAGACAUCUUUGGGACUUUAUCCUAAACUGCAUAGCUGUACUUUAAAGCCUUAUUUCAUACAGAUGGCCCUACAUCAUUAAUUCAUGUGGGUUUGGGGUAAAUUUACGGUCUUGCAUUAAAAAGUGGUUCAUGAAUUAACUUUGCAUUUUGUUGUCCAGUUUUUAUUUUUCACAGUACUAAAUAUUUAACACCUUUUGCAUUUUUUUGUUGUUGUUGUUCUCACUCAUUCUUUUUGAUUUGAUGUAUGCGAUGUGUGUCACUUAGCAUUGGUGUGUCAUUGAUUCCUAAGGACCUGUGUGUUGUCUAUGAUGGGAUGUGAAUGCCAGACUCUAUGCCAAACUCACAGGCACUGUCAGCACCAUCUUCAAUGUCACCUAAAGAAUAAGCCAGGCACAUGGGGACAGCUGGCACUCCUGCCUGUUGCUUUUGAUUCUAGUGAUUUACUUUCUCCACCACUUCUUAGCCUUUGAAAAAUCUUGCCCUGGAGCUGAAAGGAUGCUACUCUGGCAUAGUCAGUGUUUUCUGAAAAAGACACCCCUGGGUCAGCAGGCAGUGAUUCACUACUGACUGGACUUACCAGAAUAGGUUCAGGUCACUGUGACAAAGUGGCUUCUCUAACCUAACUCCAUUUUACCCUCUGUUUCAGAAAACAGUUUCCAAUUGUGGUUUACUUGUCAAGGUCUUCAAAUUUUUCUGUAGGUGAUACAGAAUUCUAUUUUUCAAUUGCUGGAAUAAAUGUCUUUGGUAAUACAAGUAAUUUUAGAGCACAGUAUAGCAAUAUACAGAAUUAUGUGAAAUAAGUAAAUGUUGUAUUUGUUAAUUUGAUGUUUGGGUGGACUCACAAUAACUGAACGUUAAAAGUUUAAUCUUUUACAGACGUGGCUUGAUAAAUUAAUGUAUGCAGAAAGUUGUCUUUCCUGAGUGUGUUAACCAUUGUAUCUAGCAUGACUGUGAACUAAAUUAUAAAACUGCAAUCCUGAAUGUUUGUGUUAUUUUAAAUAUCUAGUACAGUAUGUUCAGCCAAUAAAGAAUCUUUCUUCACUCUGA
Molecule: messenger RNA, 4425 nt
Organism: Marmota flaviventris (yellow-bellied marmot)
Lineage: Eukaryota; Metazoa; Chordata; Mammalia; Rodentia; Sciuridae
Gene: Exoc2
Product: exocyst complex component 2
Biological process (GO): exocytosis; Golgi to plasma membrane transport
Cellular component (GO): exocyst
Source: RefSeq, a predicted model, not a curated record